CAUGAUUUUCUCCAUCAGGAUAAAAGCACUGUGCUCACGUUUCGUAUACACUGUCUGUACGGCCGAGCCAGUAGACUGCUAACUUCUCACCGCGGGUACACACAACGCUACACGGACGGAGAGAGGCAAGGAGUGCUAAAUAAAUCGUGGCGUCUUUGCAGCAUGUUGGGCAACAGAAAGAAAGCAGCCUCACAGGUGAAGAACGGAGCCGGGGCGUCCGAGUUAAAGGCCAUUGACCCCCUGCGGAAUCUGGGAGUGCAGAAUGAUGAAGAUGUGAGGCAGAUGCUGCACGGCUCCAGUAUGGUGAAGGUCCGCUCACCUCGCUGGCAGAAACAACGGACUUUGAAGUUGCUAGAAGAUGGUGUCACUGUCUGGUGUCAGUCAUACAAAACAUCCAGCCGGGCGAAGGAGCAACAGUCCUUCUCCAUCAUGGAUGUAGAGUGUGUGCGCGAAGGUUGCCAGUCAGAGACACUGCGGCAGAUGGUUGGCUCAGUACCUGAAAGCCACUGCUUAACAGUGGUUUUCAAAGGGCCUCGCAAAAGCCUGGACCUCCUGUGUCAGAGCCAGGAAGAGGCUCAGUGCUGGGCCCGCGGCAUCCGUACCCUGCAGGAGAGGAUAGGCAACAUGACCCAGAAGGAGAAACUUGACCACUGGAUUCAUGCUUAUUUGAGUCGGGCUGACCAAAACCACGAUGACAAGAUGAGCUAUGAUGAGGUUCAGACGCUGCUGCAGAUGAUCAAUAUUGACCUGAGUGACCAGUAUGCUCGCAGCCUCUUCCAGAAAUGUGACCGGUCAGCUGAUGGACGUCUGGAUCACGGAGAGAUUGAAGUUUUCUGUAGGGAGUUGUUGCGGAGACCAGAGCUGGACAUCAUAUUUAUCCGCUAUUCUGCAAAUGGCUGUGUGCUUUCGACUGUGGACCUGAGGGAUUUCUUGAAGGACCAGGGGGAGGAUGCCUCACUCAUUCAUGCCCAAAGCCUCAUACUCACCUAUGAACUUAAUGAGUGGGCCCGGAAGAAUAGUUUCAUGACCCCCAAUGGUUUCACCAUGUACAUGCUGUCAAAGGAGAACUGUGUGUUUAACCCGGAACAUGCUAGAGUUUACCAAGACAUGACGCACCCACUGGCACACUACUUCAUCUCGUCAUCCCACAACACCUACCUCACUAAGGACCAGCUGACUGGGGACAGCAGCACAGAGCCAUACAUACGAGCACUGAAACAUGGUUGUCGCUGUGUGGAGCUGGACUGUUGGGAUGGAGAUAAAGGAGAACCAAUUAUAUAUCACGGACACACACUUACCUCCAAAGUGCCUUUUGUUGAAGUGAUUGAGACUAUCAAUGAGUAUGCUUUUAAAUCCUCUCCCUACCCUCUAAUUCUGUCUGUGGAGAACCACUGCUCUGUGGAGCAACAGAAAGUAAUGGCUAGACUGCUGCACUCCAUCCUGAGAGACAAGCUUCUAACAAAGCCCCUUGAAGGCCUGGAUUCUCGCAGUUUGCCUUCUCCAGAGGAUCUUAAAGGUAAAAUCCUGGUGAAGGGGAAGAAGGAGAAGUUGGAGGAAUGCUCAUCCAGUUCUUCAGACCUCAGUUCCUCAGAUGAGGAAGCAGAUGGCAAACCGAGAACAAAGAAGGAGUCUAAAAAGGCAGGUGUCUCCAAGCUGAGCCCAGAGCUGUCAGAGCUGGUUGUGUACACUCUCAGUGUUCCCUUUACAAGUUUCGAACAAGCUGCCAAAAGCCCAGCAACUAACAUGUCAUCUUUCUCUGAAACGGAUGCACUCAGGCAUAUUAAGGACUCAGGGAUGCAUUUUGUCCGUCACAACAGUCACCAGCUUAGUAGGAUCUACCCCUCAGGCCAGCGCCUCCAUUCCUCCAAUUAUAACCCCCAGGAGAUGUGGAAUGGAGGCUGUCAAAUUGUUGCUCUGAACUUCCAGACACCUGGUGAGCAGAUGGAUUUGAACCAAGGCAGGUUCUCGCAGAAUGGUGGGUGUGGGUACAUCCUGAAGCCUGCCUUCAUGUGUGAGUCUGACAGUACCUUCAACCCUGAGAAUGUGGGAGGAGGCCCUGGCCACAGACCUGUCAUGCUCACUGUUCGGGUCAUUUCAGCUCAGCAGUUGCCUAAACCAGAAUGGGACAAGCCCAGUUCCAUUGUGGACCCUCAAGUGUGGGUGGAAAUCCACGGCGCUCCUAUUGACAACAAUAAGAAGAAAACGCAUCAUGUUGACAACAAUGGCUUUAAUCCACGGUGGGACUGCACAUUUAAUUUUACUGUCCAUGUCCCUGAUUUGGCUCUGGUGCGUUUUUUGGUGGAGGAUCAUGACUAUACCUCAAGAAAUGACUUCCUUGGACAAUACACUCUCCCUUUCACCAGUGUCCGCACAGGUUAUCGUCAUAUACGACUGCUCAAGAUGGAUGGUUCAAGCCUUUCACCUGCAUCGAUCUUUAUACAUGUUAAGGUCACUUCCUGUCAGAGUUUUUCUAAAGUUUCAGCUAAAUCACCGACACACUCUCCAACCAAGAAAACCUAAUCCCAUUUCUUCCACACAGCCACGUGAACAUUCUGUGGUAGCUGAUGGGACAAAAGUCAGUGGUUACAGCCUUUUCUUACAGAUAUUGCUGCAGUAUCUAAAGCUGAUCAGCAUUUUUAAAUGACAGGACUGUGUGUAGCAAAUCUAACAAGUAUUUCAGACUUGUUAAGACAGAAACAGUGUUGUGCUAUGCUUAAAGUUAAGUACAUAAUGAUACAGAUGUUGUGAUGGUGGUUGGUCAGAUAACUACUCGCCAAGCCUAGUCACUCUUAUUGGAUAACCUCAAGUUAUAAUUCCCUGUUAUUACAAGGUACUCAAGCUAAGCUAAGGACUACAAACAGAAUACUGUAUUAAUUUAUCAAUCAUGACCCAAAGUUUGUUGCUAGAUUUUGUACCUUUUUUAUAUGACUUCCAUGUAACCCAAACCAAUGUUAGUUCCAAGUCUGUUGCACAAAGGACUUUUUAAAAUUCAUAUUAGUCAACUUAAGUGUUUAUUUUAUCUGAAUCAUUUAAAAAAUGCCUCAUUCACAGAAAGCUUCCCAAGUACUUUAACCUCUUAACAUCCACUAUGUCAUCAGUGAACCACUUAGAAGAAGGAUUGUGGUCAGAGCCUGUUAAAUACAAAAUUGAAUUUAAAAUCCUUCUUCUUAAAUAUAACGCCUUGAAUAAGUUGGCUAAGUUUGGCUGAUCACGGGUUGAACACAAAAUCUGCUUGCAUCACCACAAUCAAUCUCAGGGUUCCCAGACCUGUCGAAUCCCACUUCAACACAUGACUAUAUUGAGUUAUCUACAUCUAAGUCACCUAUCUUCAAUGCAGGGAAAAGCGAAUAAAGCUAAUGUUAUCCCAGCUGUCAUAGGACAAGAGGACAGGUACACCCUUGACAACUCGCCAGUCUGUCGCAGGGCUAACACAGAAAGACGCACAGCUGUUCGCGCUCACAUUCACACCUAUGGGCAAUUUAGAAUCACCAAAUAACCUAACCCCACUAAUUGCAUGUCUUUGGACUGUAGAGAGAAUCUACGCAGACACGGAGAAUGUGCAAACUCCACACAGAAAGGCCCCUGGUUCAAACUCAGGACCUUCUUGCUGUGAGGCAAAAGUGCUAACCACCACGCCACUGUGUUACGAUUCAUAUUCUGUUGUAUUGAUAUUAGAAUCUCAUGAGGUUGAUUUAGGUUGACAAAAAAAUAGCUGAUAGAAAUAUCAACCAAAAAGCUACUUUUUACUUCUACAUUUUGAAGAACCUGUGCUUUUUCACUUUUAAAUAAAGAAGUUGGAUCAAUUCUUCAACUUUUAUACAUAAGCAUCUGCACUUUUACUUAAGUGACAAAUGUGUGUACUUUUGCCACCUCUAGUUGGGGUUAGGUUACCUUUAACUCCAAGCUAAACAAGCAUAGUUUCAGGAACUAGAAGAUGUUACCUUUAAAAUAAACUCUGUAUGGUUUGGGUGUAUCAAAUAGGCAAAAAUUCUAUAUAGAGGUGUAGAUAUGAAUCUAACCCUAACCUGCUUAAUCAGGUAACAUAGUGGAUGUUAAGACAUUAUUUUCUGAGACUUAAAUGCACCAUAAAUUAUCCUUUAAUCAUAAUGGAUACAUUCAGUUGCUCUUUAUUUCUGUGGGACCUACUGGUCAUGAAGUAAUCCAUUGUAAUGUGAUUCUACUGUAAAAGACCAUAGAUCAGCAUGCUCAAUACAUGAUCCAAGAUGUCGGCACCUCUCAAAGCCUGGUUGUGUCAGGGGUCUCUUCCUCUUCAUAGGCAAUUGAAAUUCUUUGACCUUAGAAUAUAAAGCACCUUGAGGUGACUAUUGUUGUAUGGUUUUUUUUGAAUAAAGAACACUGAGUUAUCAUGUUCUCUGUACAGUUGAAUCACAUAAAGGAUAAUUUCAUAACCAAGAAGAGAAAGAACUAGAAGCACUCAGAGAGCGCAAACCUGCGCCAAGGCCAUAGGGUCACUGACGCUGUAAUACAUGUAUCUAAAUACUGUGAAAUAAUCUUUCAUCUUUCCCAGACAACAAU
Messenger RNA from Archocentrus centrarchus (flier cichlid), 4536 nucleotides. RefSeq names its product 1-phosphatidylinositol 4,5-bisphosphate phosphodiesterase delta-3-A-like. The record is from RefSeq and is a predicted model, not a curated record. Gene Ontology annotation, cellular component: plasma membrane. Gene Ontology annotation, biological process: intracellular signal transduction; lipid metabolic process. The transcript is spliced from 16 exons. The coding region runs from base 163 to 2520 and encodes 785 amino acids. Lineage: Eukaryota; Metazoa; Chordata; Actinopteri; Cichliformes; Cichlidae. Gene Ontology annotation, molecular function: calcium ion binding; phosphatidylinositol-4,5-bisphosphate phospholipase C activity.